This is a messenger RNA of Rhinopithecus roxellana (golden snub-nosed monkey), 2818 nucleotides long. It is a transcript of the gene MNMIP1, whose product is annotated as SH3 domain containing 21. The transcript has 16 exons. The record is from RefSeq and is a predicted model, not a curated record. Lineage: Eukaryota; Metazoa; Chordata; Mammalia; Primates; Cercopithecidae. The coding region runs from base 176 to 2599 and encodes 807 amino acids. Gene Ontology annotation, molecular function: protein binding.
UUGAACCUGCUGAGCCGGGCCGCCCCCUCUCCACACCCACUCCCAGCACCUGGCCCGACCUAUCGGCUGGCAGCUACGCCUCCUUUACCCUAAUGUCUUGCCUCCGCACCCUGCGCGGGCCCAGUACUCGGCCGUCAGCGGGAGCUGCCAGGCUCUGGAGGGCGGCCCGGAAACCAUGGAGGUCCUCGUCCUGGCCGGAUACCGCGCGCAGAAGGAGGACGAGCUGAGUCUGGCGCCCGGGGACGUGGUCCGGCAGGUGUGCUGGGUGCCCGCGCGGGGCUGGCUUCGCGGAGAGCUAGGGGGCCGCUAUGGCCUCUUCCCCGAGCGCCUGGUGCAGGAGAUCCCAGAGACCCUUCGGGGUUCCAGAGAGGCGCGGAGACCGCGCUGUGAGCGCCGCCGAGGUCAUCCUGCCAAAUACCCGAGGCCCCAAAGAUGGUGCAAAGUGAACUUCAACUACAGCCCAGAGCAGGCGGACGAGCUGAAGCUGCAAGCUGGGGAGAUCGUGGAAAUGAUAAAGGAGAUUGAGGACGGCUGGUGGCUGGGGAAGAAGAACGGGCAGCUGGGAGCCUUCCCAUCCAACUUUGUGGAAUUGCUGGACACUGGGCCCCCAAGCUUUGGUAACCCAGACAUGGCUUCAGUCAGCCCUGGUCCCCAGCGACCUCCCAAGCUGAGCAGCCUGGCCUAUGACAGCCCUCCAGACUACCUGCAGACAGUCUCCCACCCUGAGGCUUACAGGGUCCUGUUUGACUACCAGCCUGAGGCCCCAGACGAGUUGAUGCUGCGGAGGGGGGACGUGGUGAAAGUACUCAGCAAGACCACAGAGGAUAAGGGCUGGUGGGAAGGAGAGUGUCAAGGACGAAGAGGAGUUUUUCCAGACAACUUCGUACUCCCACCACCGCCAAUCAAGAAGCUGGUCCCGCGGAAAGUGGUAUCUCGGCAAUCAGCUCCUAUUAAGGAACCAAAAAAGUUGAUGCCCAAAACAUCCCUCCCCACAGUCAAGAAACUAGUGACAGCUGCCACUGGGCCCAGCAAAGCCAAGACAUCUCGGACACCCAGCAGGGACAGUCAGAAGCUCACUUCCCGAGACUCAGGCCCCAAUGGUGGCUUCCAAAGUGGGGGUUCAUGUCACCCUGGCCGAAAGCGAUCCAAAACCCAGACUCCCCAACAACGCUCUGUGUCCAGUCAGGAGGAAGAGCACAGCAGCCUGGCAAAGGCCCCCUCUGUGAAGAGAACCCCCAUGCUGGACAAGACCACAACCCCAGAGAGGCCCCCAGCUCCAGAGAAUGCCCCCGGCUCCAAGAUCCCGGUUCCUGGCAAGGUCCCCUCCCCAGAGAAGACCCUCACUCUAGGUGACAAGGCCUCUAUCCCAGGGAGCUCCACCUCAGGGAAGAUCCCAGCUCCUGACAUAGUCCCCACCCCAGAGAGGAUGGUGACUCCAGAGGACAAGGCCUCUAUCCCAGAGAACUCCAUCCCAGAGGAGGCCCUGACUGUGGACAAACCCUCCACUCCAGAGAGGGUCUUUUCAGUGGAAGAGGCCAAUGCCCCAGAAGUCCCACCAAUGGAUAAAGUCCCUGAUCCAAAGAUGGCCCCUCUGGGGGAUGAGGCCCCCACCCUAGAAAAGGUCCUGACCCCAGAGCUUUCUGAAGAAGAGGUGUCCACCAGAGAUGACACUCAAUUCCAUCACUUCUCUUCGGAGGAAGCCCUGCAGAAGGUCAAGUCCUUUGUAGCCAAAGAGGCUCCAUCAUCCCAGGAGAAGGCCCACACACCAGAGGCACCCCUACUCCAGCCUCCUUCCUCAGAGAGGUGUCUGGGAGAGAUGAAAUGUCCCCUAGUUAGAGGGGACAGCUCCCCACACCAGGCUGAGUUGAAGUCUGGGCCAGCAUCCAGGCCUGCCCUUGAGAAGCCCCACCCCCAGGCAGAGGCUACAACCCUUCUAGAGGAGGCACCUUCCAAAGAGGAGAGGACCCCUGAAGAGGAGGCAUCCACCAACGAGGAGAGGCCUCUGAGAGAGGAGGUGCUCCCGAAAGAGGGAGUGGCUUCCAAAGAGGAGGUGCUCCUCAAAGAGGGAGUGGCUUCCAAAGAGGAGGUGCUCCUCAAAGAGGGAGUGGCUUCCAAAGAGGUGCUCCCCAAAGGGGGAGUGGCUUCCAAAGAGGAGGUGCUCCCCAAAGAGGGAGUGGCUUCUAAAGAGGAGGUGCUCCCCAAAGAGGGAGUGGCUUCCAAAGAGGAGGCUACCCCGAAAGAGGAAGUGGCUUCAAAAGAGGAGGUGCCCCCUAUAGAAACAGCCUUUGCCCAAAAAACACAUCCUAUCAAGCCGUCUCCAGACUCCCAAGAGACACUCACGCUGCCCUCCUUGCUCCCGCAAAAUUGCACGGAAAACAAGAAUGAGGGAGUUGAUGUAACGUCGCUGAGGGGCGAAGUGGAGUCUCUAAGGAGGGCGCUGGAGCUGAUGGGGGUGCAGCUGGAGAGGAAGCUGACCGACAUCUGGGAGGAGCUGAAGAGCGAGAAGGAGCAGCGCCGGCGGCUGGAGGUCCAGGUGAUGCAGGGGACCCAGAAGUCCCAGACCCCGGGCAUCAUCCACGCGCAGACGCAGACCUACUGAGGGCGGGCCUGGGAAGGGACCACGGCCCGACCUGGCUGGGGCCACCCACGUCCUUGCACACGACUUUGGGAAACGCGAGAAAGUAAACUCUGCCUUGCAAGGCGCCACGCCGGUCUGGUCGCUAGGGGCGGGGCCUGCGCGGGGGCAGGGCCUGGGCCUCCGCAUUCCUGACGGUCCCUCCCGGGCACAUCUGUCCAACAUGUGGCUCCCAUUACCGUU